UUGAGCCUUUCUGCGGUUAUCGCGGGCAAGGUGUUCUGUGUUCACGGUGGUCUGUCACCGUCAAUCCAGAAUCUGGAUCAAAUUAGGACAAUCGAUAGGAAACAAGAGGUACCACAUGAUGGACCAAUGUGUGAUUUGCUAUGGUCCGAUCCAGAAGAUAGCAUUGGCUGGGGUGUGAGUCCGCGUGGCGCUGGCUACUUAUUUGGUUCCGAUGUUGUUAAGGUCAGUUAUUUAUUGUUGAUGUUAUUUUUUGUCUCUGAACUUUAUUCCUGUAUGACCACCAUCUAAUC
Gongylonema pulchrum is the source of this 290-nucleotide messenger RNA. The record is from the annotation of a GenBank genome assembly. NCBI's taxonomy places the organism in Eukaryota, Metazoa, Nematoda, Chromadorea, Rhabditida, Gongylonematidae.